AUGAUGGCUGUAACACAAUUCUUUUAUUCUUUUUUUUUCUUCCAUAUUGUUGCUAAUAAUACACCUAAAAACAAACAAAAUGAGAGAACUGACUUUGAGUCUGUGAAAUUGCAAUCUAUCUAUCUAUCUAUCUAUCUAUCUAUCUAUCUAUCUAUCUAUCUCAUUGACAGCAUUACAUAUCGAUUUAUCUCUAGACGUUAUCUCAUAUAUGUCCCUAUCUCACUAAUUUCAUCUAUCUAUCUAUCUAUCUAUCUAUCUAUCUAUCCCAUUGACUUAUUUACAUAUAAUUUCACCAAUAUCUCUUUCUGUUUGUCUAUCUAUUUACCUAUUUAUGUAUUUAUCAUACUGACUUCAUUUAAUACCCCACGGACGUUAUCGGAUAUCUAUCUCAAUGACGUUAUCUAUUUAUCUAUCUAUAAUGAUAAUAAAUAUGUAUUUGCGUCUCACCAUUAG
This is a messenger RNA of Acanthosepion pharaonis, 453 nucleotides long. The record is from the annotation of a GenBank genome assembly. Lineage: Eukaryota; Metazoa; Mollusca; Cephalopoda; Sepiida; Sepiidae.